AUGUCUCGAGUUAUUCCGCGAUAUUUAUUGGGUGAAUUAUUCAAGUUUUUGGUGCGUCGUGUUCCGCGUUUAGCUUCAAGAUGGACGGAUGCUAAACAGAAGGAAAUGAUGUAUCAUUUACCUUCAGGUGUAGUGCUUCGAAAAAUUCGUGGUGCUUUAUUAGAUUUAUCGAAACGUGAUAGUAUCUACGGUUGGAGGACGGAAUAUUUUCACGCUACUCCUCUGAUUGAUUCACUUGUCAGGCGAGUAAGUGAGAGUGUGAAAGUGAGUGAGAGUGUAUGUGAUUUAAAUUCUCACUCAAAUUCUCAUAAAAUCAUUGUGUGUACAGUGCGACGAUACCAAGAAUUGUGUAACGAAGAGGAGCGUUACGAUUUCAAUGAAGAAGGACGCACAGAUUCCGACGAUCACGACAUAGAUGAUACUCCUAAAGCCGAAGGUCAUCCAAAAACCGAUUGCUGGAUCGAUACGCGAGCCCCGGUAGUGAUAAAGCCCUGGGAAAUCAAGAUAACGGGUCCAUCGUAUCGAAUCGACGAGGAAAUAGGGGACCAGGCGGUUGCAGGACCUUCAGGGAUCGCUAGAACAUCGGGAGUACGUCGUUUGAAUUUUGAAAUCAGCGAUUCCAGCAGUGAAAGCAGCAGCAGUAGCAGUAGUGAAGAAGAGAUCAGUGAAGAGGAGAGAGAUGAAUCUGAUCACAAUGUAGAUCAUGAUAAUGAGGCUGAUGAUGAGCUGGAAAGGAUCGAGUGGGAGGAUGACGAGGAACAAUUUUCUGAUGCCUCUGAAACCUCUGAAGCCGAUUCAGUUCACCAAACCGGCGGAGGAGAAGAAUGGGGUGAUAUUCUGCCACCAGGCCAACGCUUCCAGAUUUUAAGCGAAAGGGCGCGCUACUUUCGCCGUUUCAAAACACGAGGACGGGAAAUUGUAUUAAAACUGAGGAAACCUCUCGAAAACGCGGACCAGUUUUCUUGGAUUCAGGGAGCGAUGCGAGACGUUAUGACUCAUCUCACGGAAUCAUGCGAGCCUCACGAUUACGCUGGACUGGAAAUCAAUUCUCCAGGAUUUUCUCAAGGAGCAGCGUGGCUAUCUUUUCGACCUAUAAUCGCGAUAAUUUAUGUUUACCUCGAUCACUUGUCACCGCCUAUGCUUACGCUGACCGAGGAGAAUUGCGUACAGGAGAAUUGCAUAAAAAUUGGCAAAAAAUACGCGAUUCUCGACGAGAAUAUCAACGCUCAGAGGCAAUAA
Venturia canescens is the source of this 1239-nucleotide messenger RNA. RefSeq lists its product as uncharacterized. Bases 1 to 1239 code for a protein of 412 amino acids. The transcript is spliced from 4 exons. The record is from RefSeq and is a predicted model, not a curated record. Lineage: Eukaryota; Metazoa; Arthropoda; Insecta; Hymenoptera; Ichneumonidae.